Acanthaster planci (crown-of-thorns starfish) is the source of this 1685-nucleotide messenger RNA. Its product is annotated as protein-lysine N-trimethyltransferase SMYD5-like. Gene Ontology annotation, biological process: negative regulation of gene expression, epigenetic. Lineage: Eukaryota; Metazoa; Echinodermata; Asteroidea; Valvatida; Acanthasteridae. Gene Ontology annotation, molecular function: protein binding; histone H4K20 methyltransferase activity. The record is from RefSeq and is a predicted model, not a curated record.
CGCAUUGACAGCUAAGAAAAUUCACCAACUUAAAUGGUUCUAGAAUCAAGAUGGCAGCCUCCACUGGAAUGUGUUUCACUACUACAACUAUCGCUGAUGGAGCUUACGGAAACAAGGGAGUUUGUGUCAAAGUUAUCGAUGAGCUGAGGGGAAGAGGUGUGUUUGCCAAUGGGGAUUUCAAGUCCGAUGACACAAUCUUCAGAGAGUCUCCCCUAGUGUGUGCUCAGUUUCUGUGGAAUGGGUUCUACCGUUACACAGCCUGCGAGUUCUGUAUGCGCUCAAUGGAAACGGCUCAGGAGAUGGCCAGACGGCUGAGCGGCAACCCCUCACUGGUGCUGCCGCAUCCUGAAUGCUGCACAGUGCACAAGGAGAGGCAUACCGCAUGCCCUCAGUGCCAGGUUCCCUAUUGCAGUGCGGAGUGCCAGGAUCAUGCCUCCGCCCAGUAUCAUCAAGUCUUGUGCUUGGGUCAGUCACCCCCUGAUCCAGACCAUCCUCUCGUUUUCCUACAAGAAACUUGGAAAAACAUGCAUUAUCCCCCAGAGACAGCCAGCAUUACAUUAAUCAACAAAAUGAUCGCUACUGUAAAACAAGCAAAGAACAAAGAGCAUGUCCUACACACCUUCGGCCACUUUUGCCAGAAAGCGAAAAGCGAGGAGCAACAGCUAGCCCACAAGCUACUGGGCAGCCAGUUUCAGGGCCAGAUUGACGCACUUCAGGGUCUGUUGGCCGAAGCGUUGUAUGAGGACUGCAUCAGUCGGUGGUUUACCGCCGAAGGGCUGCGGUCACUCUUUGCCCUCGUCGGAAUGAACGGUCAAGGCGUUGGAACGAGUUCUCUGAGUGUUUACGUUCACAACUGUGAUGCUUUGGACUUGCCAGAUGAUGAGAGACAGGCUCUGGAUUCGUUUAUUGACCAGUUGUACGUGGAUAUUGAACAAGAGUCCGGUACAUUUCUCAACUGUGAAGGAUCAGCGUUAUACCAGCUCCAAAGUUGCUGUAAUCAUAGUUGCCAGCCCAACGCCGAGAUUCAGUUCAAUGACAACAACUCUACACUAACUGCCGUCGCCCUUCGAGAUAUCACUGAGGGAGAGGAAAUCUGUAUAUGCUACCUGGACGAGUGCAGCCGAGUGAGAAGUCGUCAUUCAAGGCAGAAAAUACUCCGAGAGAACUACUUGUUCCACUGUGGAUGCAUCAAGUGUCUGGAGCAGUGUGACGAUGCUGAUCAGACGUCGAGUGAUGAGGAAGAGGAGGGGGAGGAGCCACAAGAUUUAGAGGGCGGAGAUAAGGAAGCCGAAAUGGACGCAUGAACCAUUGAGGACGUUGUAACACUCAGUUUGUGUGAUUCGCUCGGAAAGUUUCCAAGAAUCCCGCUCAAGACGAACAGUUCCACAAGACCUUGUUUAACAACGUCAGGAAUCAUGCCCUCAAAAUUUUUUGGCAAGGUUUAGCAGACAUCUGAAAUUCAAAAUGCCGAGGAUAGAUCAGACACCAUUCAUCCGGAUGACAAGAAAGGAACUAUAAUGAAAAUAUUUGUUUGUGUUUGAGGGAAUUCGGUUCACAUUUGUAUCACACACUCCCCUGUGGCAUAUUAAAGUAUUGUGAGCAAGGUAUGCACCAGACUUAGUCCCUCAGGAGGUUUGAGGAAAUAAAACAUUUCAAGAGGUAUUGUUGAUUUACACAUCUCUAAU